Apodemus sylvaticus (European woodmouse) is the source of this 2280-nucleotide messenger RNA. RefSeq names its product spermidine/spermine N1-acetyl transferase like 1 (gene Satl1). NCBI's taxonomy places the organism in Eukaryota, Metazoa, Chordata, Mammalia, Rodentia, Muridae. Gene Ontology annotation, molecular function: N-acetyltransferase activity. Gene Ontology annotation, cellular component: cytosol. The coding region runs from base 1 to 2280 and encodes 759 amino acids. The transcript has 6 exons. The record is from RefSeq and is a predicted model, not a curated record.
AUGGAUCAACCAGGAAUGAAUCAAUCAGGUAUGACACAGCCAAGUGUAAGCCAACCAGUUAUGAGUCCACCAGGCCUGAUCCCACACAACAUGCAAGAACCAGGACCAAGUCAACCAUACAUGAACCAACCAAGCACAGAUCAACCAGGCAUGAACAAACCAGAUGUGACAAGAUCAGACUCAAGCCAACCAGAUAUAAAUCAACCAGGCCAGGGCCAACUCAAUAUGAAACAAUCAUGGUCAAGCACGAACCAACCAGGCAUGUACAAAACAGACCUGAGCCAACAAAGUAUGAGGGAGUCAGACUCAAGAAAUGGUAUGAAACAACCAAGCGCAAGUCAAUCAGGUAUGAGUCAAGCAGGAAUAUGGCAGCCAGGCCCACCCACUCCCAGUAUGAAGCCAAUAAACACAUGGCAAUGGGAUCCAGAGUAUUCAGGCAGGGGACCACAAGACAUGUGGCAAAUAACCCAAAGUAAUCAAGGAACAAGGGAAUCAGAUACAGUGCAACAGGACCCAUGCUAUGCAGGACAGAAACAGACAGAUACCUGGAAACAGGACCCACGUUAUCCAGGAAUGAAAGAAAUAGAACCAUGGCAAUGGGGACCAAGCCCUCCAAGCGUGAGAUCAGAUACAUGGCAGUGGGGCUCAGACCAUCCAGGCAGCAAACAAUCAAAUGCAUGGCAACCACAACUAAGUCACUCACUCACCAGACAAUUCGACUUGGGACAAGCGGGUCCUAUUGAAUUAGGGAUGAAGCAAUCUGAUACAUGGCAACCAGUCCCUAGUCAACAAAGCAAGAGACAAUCAAGCAUAGGGCACCAGGGCCCUGGCCAACAAACGAUGAGACAUUCGGUCACAUGGCAAGCAGGUCCUUGCCCACUAGGAAAGAAACUGUCAGGUACAUGGCAAGUGGGCCUCAACCAAUCAGGUACGGAGCAGUUCAACAUUUGUCCAACAGGCUUUGGCCAACAGUUCAGCAUGUGCCAAUCAGGCCACAGCCAAUCAAGCAUGAAAGAGGUGGACACCUGGCAAUCAGGCACCAGUCAGCCAGACAUGAAAGAUCUGGAUGUAUGGCAAUCAGGCACCAGCCAACCAGGCAUGCAACACAUGGAUCCAUGGCAAUGGGGUUCCAAUUACUCAAGCAAGACACAAUCAGACAAAUGGUCACCAGACCCCAACCCUCUGGAUAUGAGAAAAUUGGAUUCAUGGCAACCAGACCAACCUGUCAUAAAAUAUUCAGACUCAGGGCCAUGGGGUCCAAGCCACUCAGAUAUGAGACAAUCAGAUUUAUGGCAACCAAGCCCCAGUCAAUUAGGCACAAGACAAUUUGAUGCAUGGCAGCAAAAUCCCAGCAUGCCUGGUGUGAGACAAUUGUACACAUGGCAACCAACCCCAAGUUUCUCAGGCACAAGACAAUCAGAAAAAUGGCAACCCUGUCAUAGCAACUUAAGCAUGGAACAUUCAGAUACUUGGGAACCAUUGUCAAGGCAAUCAGGAGCCACUCAAUUAGAUAUAAACCAAUUAGAUAUAAACCAACCUGAUGACACCCAAUCAAGCCAAGAAGGAAAAACACAAUCAGAUAAAUCACAACCAAAUCCAAGUAAUCCAGAGAUAAAAGAUGAUUCAUUAGACACUACCCAAUCAGACUCAAGUCAACUAGGCAUAAGCCAACCAGGUGCAAGUCAUUUUGAGCCAGGUGAAUCAAGCACGAGUGAUUUAAAUGAAGGUCAACAAAGAAUGGCACAAUUGGCCAUGAAAAACGAAAAUACUUGUUCUUUCUACAUAAGACCUGCUGAGCCUCAAGACUGCCCAGACAUCCUGAGAUUGAUUAAAGAACUGGCUUCCUAUGAAGGUGUGCAAGAAAAAGUGUCAGUAACAGAAAUGGAUUUAUUCAGGGAUGGUUUUGGGGAAAAACCACUUUUCUACUGCCUGAUUGCUGAAGCGCCCAGUAAACAAACAGAAUCAGGAGUCAAAACUAUUGGAUUUGCUAUGUACUACUUCACGUAUGACCCACGGAUUGGCAAACUGCUUCACCUAGAGGAUUUUUACAUCACUGAAGACUAUCAAGGUCUAGGUAUUGGGGCUAACAUGCUGAAGAAGCUAAGUCAGAUAGCCAUCAACACCGAAUGUUGUGGCAUGCAGUUUCUUGUCAUCAUUUGGAAUCAGGAUUCUGUUGAGUACUACACUCGCCUAGGGGCUUUAGACCUUUCUUGUGAGGAAGGCUGGCAUUUGUUCAGAUUUAACAUGGAAGAUCUCCUGGAACUUGCAGAGGAAGAAUGA